Molecule: messenger RNA, 1920 nt
Organism: Sitophilus oryzae (rice weevil)
Lineage: Eukaryota; Metazoa; Arthropoda; Insecta; Coleoptera; Curculionidae
Gene: Vha44
Product: V-type proton ATPase subunit C
Exons: 7
Coding region: 333-1490 (385 amino acids)
Biological process (GO): proton transmembrane transport
Cellular component (GO): lysosomal membrane; vacuolar proton-transporting V-type ATPase, V1 domain
Molecular function (GO): proton-transporting ATPase activity, rotational mechanism
Source: RefSeq, a predicted model, not a curated record
UGACAGUCACGUGAAAAUUUAACGAUCAGCUGUCUUUGCGGGAGUGGUUGAAGUGGUGAAUUUUCUUGAUUUUUCAUUGAAAAAGUCCCGCGAAACAGGUAAAUUCAACGUCCGCAAUUCAUUUGAAUUGUUUUCUACGGAAUCCAGCGAAAAAAACGGGUUGUCGAAGUGUACUAGAGCCAAAUCCAAGCUGAGUAGUUAUCGAUUCGGGAGCAGUACUGGCCUUGCAACCCCCGUAUGCCACAAAUAGGGGUUGCUGAAUUAUUUUCAAAGGCCAUCAUCGUAAGCACAAGGACCCCCACAAAGAGCCCAGCGACGAAGAAGACAUAAAUAUGACGGAGUAUUGGUUGAUAUCGGCACCAGGGGACAAGACGUGCCAACAGACAUGGGAAACGAUGAACAAUCUCACGGCCAAGCAAAAUUCCUUGUGUGUAAAUUAUAAAUUUCAAAUUCCGGACCUCAAGGUUGGUACUCUGGAUCAGCUGGUGGGUCUCUCCGAUGACCUUGGCAAGCUGGACGGAUUCGUUGAACAGGUGACCAGGAAGGUGGCUUCGUAUUUGGGGGAAGUACUGGAAGACCAGAGGGAUAAGCUUCAAGAAAACUUGACGGCUAAUAACACUGACCUGCCGAGCUACCUGACCAGGUUCCAGUGGGACAUUGCCAAAUACCCGAUCAAGCAGUCCUUGAGAAACAUCGCUGACAUUAUCAGCAAACAAGUGGGUCAGAUCGAUGCCGACUUGAAAACCAAGUCUACCGCUUAUAACAACUUGAAGGGCAGCUUACAGAGCUUGGAAAAGAAACAAACUGGCAGUUUGCUGACCCGUAAUCUGGCCGAUCUAGUGAAGAAGGAACAUUUUAUUUUGGACUCUGAUUAUCUGCAGACUUUGUUGGUGAUUGUGCCUAAAGCGUCUUUUGCCGAUUGGAAUGCCACCUACGAAAAAAUCACCGACAUGAUCGUUCCUAGAUCGUCUCAGUUGAUCACGCAAGACAACGAAUAUGGCCUGUACACAGUCACGCUGUUCAAGAAGGUGAUUGACGAGUUCAAGCAUCAUGCUCGCGAGCGCAAGUUCAUCGUGAGAGACUUCACUUACGACGAGGAACAGUUGGCGGCCGGCAAAAGCGAGAUCACUAAGUUGACCACUGAUAAAAAGAAGCAAUUUGGUCCCCUGGUGCGUUGGCUGAAGGUAAACUUCAGCGAGUGUUUCUGCGCGUGGAUCCACGUGAAAGCGCUGCGCGUUUUCGUGGAGUCUGUGCUGCGCUACGGCCUACCCGUCAAUUUCCAAGCCAUUCUCAUCCACCCCAACAAGAAAACGAUGAAGCGACUCAGGGACGUCCUGAAUCAACUGUACGGCCACUUGGACGGCAGCGUGGGCCACCAGGGCUCGCACGUCGACAACGUCGACAUUCCCGGCCUGGGUUUCGGCCAAUCAGAGUAUUAUCCCUACGUUUACUACAAAAUCAACGUCGACAUGAUCGAGUCGAAGGUCUAGGUUCGAUGAACAGGCAAAAAACACAAUAUUCCAUUUUUAAUAUUAAUUCCUCCCGUAGAUUUUUCUUAUACACUUAUAAGUUCGAGGUAAAAUUGUCCCUUUUUUCGUCCCUAAACGUCCGGAAUUUUUGCACGAGUUGACAACGCUGUAGCCAACGAAAUUACCGGAAUCUUCUGAAAAUUUACGCACAUCGGCAACAUUGCAAGAGACAAUUUUAUCUCUGAUUUUGAGAGCGUCCAUUCAACUAUUAUUAUUAAGUCUAAAUUCAAUUUCAAACAAUAAUAAUGUAUAGUGUAAUAAAUAAAUGGGGCUCUAGCGAAGGCCCAGACGUUUCUCAGCAACUUUGGGUAAUAUUUGUUUGUAAUUUGUAUAAAAAAAUAAGCAGUAUUUUAACUCAUUUGUAAAUAUCAUGUAAAUAUUUGCAGCAAAA